AAAAAAUAACAAACAACAAAAAAAAAGAAGAAGCGAAUUAGCACCUCUCUCUCUCUCUCUCUCUCUCUCUUCAAUUUCUCAAAUUAUUUUCUGUGAAUUCUUCUGAUCUCUCUUCUUCCAAAUCGUCGGUAUCUGUAACGAUCGAAAAAAAAACCAAAUAGGAAAGGAAAAGCCUCUGAUUCUCACAUUUUAUUCACAUCCAUCUUCUUCAUUUCCACCUUUCCCCUUUCUCUUUUUAUAAACAAAAAGAAGAGUAUCAUCGUGGUUGGUCGUCAAUGGUGAUGGAGGACAACGAGAGUUGCGCCAGUCGCGUUAUUUUCGACGCCUUACCUACCUCUCAGGCUACCAUGGACCGCCGCGAGCGCAUCAAAAUGGAGGUCUUCCACGAGGUCCUCCGCCGUCUCCGUCUCUCCGACGACAUCCCCGACUCCCACCUCCCUUCUUUCCAGGACGAGCUCUGGACUCACUUCAAUCGCCUCCCUGCCAGGUAUGCUUUGGAUGUGAAUGUGGAGAGGGCUGAAGACGUUCUCAUGCACAAGCGCUUGCUCCUUUCUGCUUAUGAUCCUCUUAAUAGGCCUGCCAUCCAAGUCCGUCUCGUCCAGGUUCAACCUCCUGCUGGGACUUCACCUGACUCCACUCCCUUGGACUCUUCUUCCUCUUCUUCUACUAACCAGGAACCCGCUGAUCCUCCAUUACCAAGAAAAAGCAUUCAUCCUCCCCCUGCCUUUGGUUCUUCCCCCAAUCUUGAAGCUCUUGCUCUUGCAUCUCCUCUUUCCCAAGACAACGACGACGACGGUGACAAUUCCGUUCAUAACAAUGCCCUCUAUUCACGGCCCUUGCAUGAGAUCACUUUUUCCACUGAAGACAAGCCUAAACUCCUUUUUCAGUUAACUGCCUUGCUUGCUGAGCUUGGGCUAAACAUUCAAGAGGCGCAUGCUUUCUCUACAACUGAUGGCUACUCACUAGAUGUUUUUGUUGUUGAUGGUUGGCCCUACGAGGAAACAGACAGACUUAGAUUAUCAUUGGAGAAAGAAGCUGCAAAGAUCGAGUUGCAGUGCCAAAGCUGGCCUAUGCGGCAAUCCUUCUCUCCCGAAAAGGAAAAUGGGCAAACAGGUGUCAGAACUCAUGUUGCAAUACCCAGUGAUGGAACUGAUGUUUGGGAAAUCAACCUUCAACACUUAAAGUUUGGGCAUAAAAUUGCAUCUGGUUCUUACGGAGAUCUGUAUAAAGGUACAUAUUGUAGCCAGGAAGUUGCUAUCAAAGUCCUCAAGCCAGAGCGUCUUGAUUCAGAGCUAGAGAAAGAGUUUGCCCAAGAAGUCUUUAUUAUGAGGAAAGUUCGACACAAAAAUGUUGUUCAGUUCAUUGGUGCUUGCACCAAGCCUCCACAUCUGUGUAUCGUUACUGAAUUCAUGCCCGGUGGAAGUGUAUAUGACUAUCUCCACAAGCAAAAGGGCGUCUUUAAGCUUCCAGCUUUGUUUAAAGUAGCUAUAGAUAUUUGCAAAGGGAUGAGCUACUUACACCAAAAUAACAUAAUUCACAGAGAUUUGAAGGCUGCCAACCUCUUAAUGGACGAAAAUGAGGUGGUUAAGGUUGCAGACUUUGGGGUGGCCAGAGUGAAAGCACAAACUGGAGUUAUGACAGCUGAAACUGGAACAUAUCGGUGGAUGGCUCCAGAGGUGAUAGAACACAAGCCAUAUGAUCACAAGGCAGAUGUAUUCAGCUACGGGAUUGUACUAUGGGAGUUGUUGACUGGGAAGCUUCCAUAUGAAUACAUGACGCCAUUGCAGGCAGCAGUAGGGGUCGUCCAGAAGGGAUUAAGGCCAACGAUACCAAAGAACACGAAUCCGAAAUUGGCAGAGCUAUUGGAGAGAUUGUGGGAGCAGGAUGCGACGCAGAGACCAGACUUCUCAGAGAUCAUAGAGCAGCUUCAAGAGAUAGCCAAGGAGGUAGGAGAAGAGGGAGAGGAAAAGAAAAAAUCGUCAUCAGGACUAGGAGGGGGUAUAUUGGCAGCCCUGAGGAGAAGCACAACUCAUCAUCAUUGAUGGUUGGUUCCCCAUUAGAAAGAAAAAAACUGUACAGCAAUAUGCAGAUGAUGUGGGCUGGCUGUAUAUGUUGGUGGUGUUGGUUUUCUUGAUUCAAUUGAUUUUGAUUUCGUUUGUAAGUCACAAUUUAUCUCUAAAAAGUUGGUUAAUGAAAGAAAAAAUCUCUACUUUUAGCAUCAUUAA
Camelina sativa (false flax) is the source of this 2225-nucleotide messenger RNA. RefSeq names its product serine/threonine-protein kinase STY46. The record is from RefSeq and is a predicted model, not a curated record. Gene Ontology annotation, molecular function: ATP binding; protein serine/threonine kinase activity. Lineage: Eukaryota; Viridiplantae; Streptophyta; Magnoliopsida; Brassicales; Brassicaceae. Gene Ontology annotation, biological process: protein phosphorylation.